This is a messenger RNA of Equus caballus (horse), 6563 nucleotides long. Lineage: Eukaryota; Metazoa; Chordata; Mammalia; Perissodactyla; Equidae. The record is from RefSeq and is a predicted model, not a curated record.
CGCAGUGGGAGCGGCCGGGCCGGGCGGCGGGGAGCGGCGGGAGUGGGAAGGGGGCAGGGCGGGCUGGCCCUAACGGUCUAUUUCAAGGUGACGUCACCUACUAUAAAUAGCUGCUGCCGCCGCCGCCCAGCCCGAGGGCCGCGCAGGCGCCCUGCGAGUGCUGCAUUUUACCGCCGCAUAGGUGGAGGUGGGAGAGGAGAGCGGGGUGGGGACUGCGGAGCCCCAGGAGGGCGCGCGGUGAUGGCGGCGACGCGGGCAGCGCAUUCUCACAGCCCCACCCUGAAAAGCGCCUCAGAAUCCAGGUUAGAGAUCUGGCUUGAGAAGGGCCCGAAAAGCAAAUAAACCUAGUGCUUGGAGAAGCCAGGAGGCCGCGUGCCCGGAGGGGCGGACGGGCCCGCCCACGCCAUCUCACCCGCUCGGAGCCCUGCCUGGCCGAUGGGGUCGGCGGGGCCACACCCUGCACUUGUUUCCGCAACUGGCUGGGGCGGGAUUGGGUCCGACAUCUGGGGACAGCCCCAUACACACACGUUGACUCACUGCACCCCCACCCUGAGAAGUGGCGUUGGGCAGACUGUGCCUUCCACGAAGGAGGGACUGGGUGGCCCCGCUGGGACAAGUAACAUGCACGACACUCCUAUGAGGAGUCGGCCAAGUGCUCGGCCUUCACGGGUAUAAUCCUGCUUAAUCCUCGCAACUCACCCUGCAGGUGGGCACAGUUGGGUUUCCCCAUUUUUCAAAACCAGAUUAGCGACUUGCUCAAGAUUACCCGGUCUGUAAGUGGUGGACCUGAGUUCAUAUCCAGACUGGAUUUCCUCUUGUGGCGAAGAGGACCCUCUGGCUGGUCAAUAAGCCCCUCCCAGUCCUGGCAUUCGAUGCUGUGGGUCCCUCCUACCAGGCCCUGGGCUGGGCCCCGGACAAGCUAGGAAAAUCCCAGUGACUGAAACCUGGGCCGACUUAAGUACAACACGCCAAGGGCAACACAGGAGGAGGGGCUUGCGGCGCCGAGAAUUUUAUUGAGCACCUACUGCUUGCUCAGCGCUGGGGGAAGGAGGAGCUACAGAAUAAGUAAGAUAAAGCCUCUGCCUUAGAAGCCUAGCUCUAAACAUGCAAGAGCAGGUAAGCUGGACCUCAACCUCAGCGAAAGAUAUUAGGGAGUAGGGUCCAGCAUGGGCAAAGGCUUGGCAGUGAGGAUAGAAACAAAAUCUGGGAGGUGAGAAGAGAGGCCUGGCAGUGGUAAGACAAGGUUACGGAGUGUCGUCAAUGCCAGCUGAAGAUUUAUCCUUAGCUAAUUGGGAACCACUGGAGGUGUGGAAGCUGUAUCUCAGGCCAGGAGUCUUGCUCUGGAGAGUAAGAUGCAUUAGAAAGGAGGGACUGGAGAGUGGGCCUUUUCUGACCUCAGUUUUACCAUCUGGAAAUUGGACUUGAAGGAAUGUGAAAAGCACUGCAGAAUAGAAAUCCUGGAAUGUCAGAGCUGGCAGGACUCUUAGAGUCACUGCUGUCCAACCGCUUAUCCUGCAUAAGGAGAAACGGGUCUGAAGAGGAGGAGAGGCUGGCCGAAGUUUACAUAGCCAGUGAGCAGAGCUGAGGCUUCCGUAGCAGGUCUCCUGACUCUUGGGCCUUCGCCCUGCUAUGAUGCUAAAAUGAGGACCUCAGUAUCCAUGAAACAGAAUUUGAGUGUGGGUCUGGGAGGAGGCCCCCAUCCCAGGCUUCACCAUGCAUGCACCUUUGCUAACUACAAAUGGAAUUGAGGUUAACAAACUAGGCUGAUCUUUUCCCUAGAGAAUUUCUUUAAAGAGUGCAAUAGAUGAUAAUUAAUUGUCCACCCCACCCUCCAUGAUAAUGGCGCUCCAGUAAGAGGUGGGAGGAAGGCCAGCUCUAGUGGGGGGAGCUCCAUGGUUCCUUCCAGCUCUUAGAGGGAUUAGAGCCCUUCUAGCUUUUCUGAUCAUUGUUGGACAGAGAGUGAUUUCAAAACAGUGAAAAUUAGGUAGACUGGAGCAUUCUAAUCACAUUCAAUUCUAGUUGAUUUUGACACUCAUAAAUGUCAAAUGUGGCACACUUUGGUUCUCCCAUGAAGCUUUUCUUUCCUUCUCACCAAACUUCACUGUCACCACUUCCUCACCUCCCACCCAUCCCUCAGCCCAGUGUACUCUGGCUCUGCCCCACCCCUCCACCCAGGCAGCCCUCCUCUUGUCAAAUCCAAGGUCACUUCAUAGUCCUCACCUUCCUGGCCCUCUUGGCUGCACUGGGCGCAACUGCUCCCCCCUCCUAGACAGCCUCUCCUCUUAGCUCUCAUGACCCUGCUCUCUCCUGGCUUCUCCCUGCUGCUCUGGCUGCUCCUCUCCUGUCUCCUGUGUAGGCUUGUCUUCUCGGCCUACCCCGAAAUGCUGGGGUCCCUCAGGGCUCCGUCCCAGGGCCUCUUGUCAUUCUCCCCUACCCUGAGUGACAUCAUCCACGCGCACUCUUGAGAAGAAGGUAACAUCUACCACAUUCCCAGCACUGGGCGAGGGGCUUUGCAGAGACAGGUGUAUUUUUUCCCUCAGGAUACCUCUGUAAAGUAGGCUGAUUUCCAUUCCCCUUUUACAGGUGAGGAAACUGGCUCAAAGAUGCUCCAUGACUUGAAUAAAGUCACACAGCUGGUAAUCAACAGAGCCAGGAUUCAAACUCAGGUCCAGCAGACUCCCCAGCCUGAUGGCCCCACGCUACCCUCGCCUUAGCUGAGAAGGGGCCAAGGUAUGGCUCCCCCUUCAGGGUCAUUCAGAUUGUGGAAAGCACACACAGCCUCCCCUCUUACAGCCUACACACUUCUAGCAGCACCCACCUUCUUCACCCUCAGGAGAGAGCUGCCAACUCCCCAAAACCUCGUAAAUAAAGACCAGGACAACCGCCUUGGGCAGGUCACCUACUCCCAGGGCUCUAAGUCCCAUCAAGAAACAUGGCCUUUGAACAGCUUCAAAGAGAGCCCCUGAACCAGAGGAAGGGGGCUGGUGAUUAAUGUCAAACUCGCUGUGUUGCCCCAGAGCUCAGAGCAGGUCCCCGCACAGGGGCAGGUCUGCUGCAUCUUCACCUGGUACAGGUCUCGCUCAGGGAACAGAGCAAACCCCCUCUGGCGACCUGAGAACCUGUCUGUGGUGUAAUGGGGGAAAAGGAUCUGAACUUGGGUUCAAAUCCUGCUCUGCCAGUUACCAGCUGAGUAUCCUUGGGCAGGCCACUUGUAAACCUGGACUAACCACACCUGUUUCUUGGGGCUGGCAGUAGGCAAGAGCGUGUUUGUACCGCGCCUGCACAGUGCCAGCACAUGGGAAGCACCAGCCAUCACAGCUAUAUGAUAAUUCCUUGCUGCGUCCCACCCUGAGGCUGCGGUAAUGACUGUGGUCGCUUGGGUCUGAAUUUCCAAAGCAUUGUCAUAACCCUCCACUGGAGCACAGUGAAUAGGUGACCCAGAAAAGGAACGUCCUGUUUUUUUCCUCGGGUACUCUGGGACACUCUGAGCUUCCUGAGAAGUCCAGACACCAAGGGACAUAUUACAAAGAAGACCUGGUAUUGUUCUGGAGAGAUGGCGUGCACACUGUUGGCAUGGUUACCACCCUGAGCAGAAGGGGCCACCUGCCCACAGAUUUGUGUCACCCAGAUAGGAUUUUAAUUUUUUUUCCCAAAUGCAGGCCUCCUGCUGGCCAGGUGACCUCGCUGAUCCUGAGCUGCUGAUAAUAGCACGGCCCCCAACAGCAUCAGCAGCAGCUCUUGCUUAUUAAGCCCUGGCUCUCUGCCUGGCUUGGGGGUAAACACUUUACCCCAUAUACUAUCUCACCAAAUUCUCGCAACUCUUGGUAGGAGGUUGUUAUCCCUUUAUAUGGAUGAGGAAAAUGAGACCUAGAAGGGUCAGAUGCUUGCUUGGUGGUCCAGGCAGUCACCCACAGCCUCGCCACUCACACCUGCUUCCUGCCAUUUGCUUUGGCCCCAGUGUUCUUCGCUGAUACCACAUUCCACCCCCUGUGUCUAAGAUCAUCCAGAGCCUUCCACCACUCUCAAAGCCCUCUUUGAGAGCAGAUCAGCUCCCAACGCAGGUUUUGGCAUUAAGAAGUGUGAAAAUGUCCUGGUAGCUGCAAUCUGCGAGCUGGUGGAGCUCGGAGCCCCAUUUUCAGCACCCGCCCCCCCUCAAGCUUGUUCAGAGGAGCUCAGCUCUGGGGGAGAAGGCAAAGCUGUCACCUAUGGAAUCGCAGUUAAAAUGAUGGCGAAAAAGGCUUUUGCUUCAGUUCUGCAGUUGGUUGAGGACUUGUGUUUCUUAGCCAGAAUUUUCCAGAUCCUUUGGCUGGAACCAUCUGGAUAAUUGCCUCAAGCAUCUGUGUGGUUCCCACGAGGUGGGCCCAGGUGCGAGGGACUAUGUGGUCUUGGAAAGCUGGAGGACGGGGCCCAAGUGCUGUGACUUCCCCUCUGCGAGCCUUGGAUGUCUUAUUUGUAAAAUGGGAGGCUGCAUUGGUGGGUGGCAGGGUCCUUUCUUUUUUCAGCUCUGAAGGUCUAGGGUAUUUCACCACUGGAAGUUCAAGAAAUAACGGCAAUGACAACUCAAGAGAUGAAACAGGGAUGCUUCAGAGGACCAGAGUUUGGACCACAUCAAUACAUGGAGUGGAAGAGGGUAACAAGAACCUACUCUGUAGGUCAGGGGCAGCAGUUUGCCAGUGUGCUCCCACUUGGUUAAAGACUCUGAUCCUGUUCCCUCUGCCUGAAACACUCACCCCUCUUCUUUCCAUACCUAACUUGGGCUCCUUCUUCAGGUUUCAGCAGAACCCUAGCUUCCUCUGGAAGGACCCCUCAGCCUCAGGCUGGGGCGAGCACCUGCUCUGGCCCAGAGUGCUGGGUUUACCCCUCUGUGCUGAGACUGUUUCUCCCUCUCCUCUGCCAGAUGGGGAGUCCCAUGAUGCAGGGACCUUGUCGUGCUCAUGGCCGUAUGCCCAGAGCCUAGCACUGUGCUUGGCAUACAGCAUGUGCUCAGUAAAUACUUGCCAAAUGACUGAAUGCCUUGUGUCAUCAUCACGAUGCCACCAGGCCCUGAGGGAACCAGGGAGAUGAGAGGAAAGCUUUUGGACCCUUGCCACACCUUACAUUAGCAGCAUCUUCUCUGAGUCCCAACAGCCAGUCCCCUGGGACGCCAUUUGAGCCAGUUGAAUUCCAGUUACUGCUUCACCUUGGAAAGGCAGCCUCGGCCCUCACCAUGCAGCCCAGUAAUUGACGUCACAGCUGUGCCAGGAGCUGCCCUGUUAAUAUUUAAUGUGGACUUCACUGCAGCAGAGCUACAGGCUAGAAGAGCUGGAGGGGGCCAUGCAGAGUCUCCAUAGGGCUGUGAAGAUGGCACAGAUGGAAAAGGACUUCGUAAACCAGAAAGCCCCUAGCAGAUGAGCAAUAUGCUGACCCAUUUGAGUCCCUGGCUUAACUCUGAAAGAGCUAGGGCAGCAUGUGCCUGCAGUGGGACAAGGAGAAUGCUGACUGAGCCCAAGUGAUAAAUAUAAGGGGGAUUAGGGGCUCCUGGGGACAUUUCCUGGAGUCAGUGGGAGGGCAGAGCACUGGCGCCAGCCAGACCUAGACUCCACUCUGGCACUAUACAGCUGUGUGACCUGGGCAGCAACUGUACACUGAGCCUCAGUUCCCUGAUCUGUGAAAUGGGCAUAAUAACACCUUCCUUGAGGGGCUGUUGUGAGGAUUAAAUGAGACAAGUGAUAUAGAGGAACUAGCUCAGCACAUAGUAGGACCUUGGCAAAUGCUGAGUCCCUUCUCCCAAACCAGACGUGGGGCCUGAGGCUGGAGAGGAGAUGUGGGGGCACUUCAUGCAUUCGCUGGUCAGAGUGAUGUUGGAAGGGAAGAAGGGGAGAGGGGGCACGGGAGGGGUGACCUUGGAGCCAACUGUCUCAGGUUUGGACUUGUCACCAUGGUGGGACAACACCCAGGAGAGAUGUCAGAGAGAGGGUGGACAGAGAGCCCCAGGAUGGCAGGAACAGGAGGGCCAUUAUGGACCAUCUCUUCUGAUUGUCUGACCCCUUCAUUCAACAGAUGAGGACGCCAAGGGCCCAGAAAGGAGCAGACCAGCCCAGAGGCUCGCAGGGCAGAGCUGGGGUCUGCCUGGUCUGCAGUCACCCACAUGAGACUGCAUCAGCUGAGGUAUUUAUCCAGGGCCACCUGCCCACUGGGGGAGGCAGGUAACAUGAUGAGAUGCCCCCAUUCCCUGGUGGCAACCUCCUCUUCUCUGACCUGGACAAAGCAGGACCCUGAUCCUCCACCCCUUCCUGUCUCCCACCAGUGUGUUUUCCCACAAAUCCUGGAAACUUCCCAAAAGACAAAUCUGACCAUGCCAUCCCCUGCUUAAACGCCUUCUGUGGUCCCACACUUAGAGGUGCCAGAGAAAAUACAGGAGGCCCAGUUAAAACUGAAUUUGAGAUAAACAACGAAUGAUUUUUUUAGUAUAAGAAUGUUCCAAAUAUUGCAUGCACUUAAUUAUACUAAAAAUGAUUCAUUGUUUAUCUGAAAUUCAAAGUUAACAGGACAACCUGUAUUUUUUCAAGACUUUUUUUUCCUUA